Molecule: messenger RNA, 6798 nt
Organism: Piliocolobus tephrosceles (Ugandan red Colobus)
Lineage: Eukaryota; Metazoa; Chordata; Mammalia; Primates; Cercopithecidae
Gene: RPTOR
Product: regulatory associated protein of MTOR complex 1
Exons: 34
Coding region: 760-4767 (1335 amino acids)
Biological process (GO): cellular response to starvation; cellular response to amino acid stimulus; TORC1 signaling
Cellular component (GO): cytoplasm; TORC1 complex
Molecular function (GO): protein binding; protein-macromolecule adaptor activity
Source: RefSeq, a predicted model, not a curated record
GUCCUGGCAAUAUGGCGUCCUCCUUGAUGUGCUGAUGAGAUGAGUUUCCCUGUAACUCCAAACCAGAGGGCAGAGCUCCCCUGACCCAAUAAGCCCUCAUUGUCCGUUUUCUCCGUGGUUCCGUGUCGCCUGUUUCUCAGGACUCGUUCUCAGGCAGGAGAGAGCCUCGGGGCUGAAGGCCAGGACCAGCCAGGCCGCGCGGACCUGAGGUUGAGGAACCGGGUGCGGGCGAGCACGAUGGGCCGGUCCUGGCUCUGGUUGCGGCAGCUCAGACGAGUGCGGGACCCGCAGGGCUGAGAGUGGCUGGAGGAGACCCAGGGCCCUUUGAACCCAAUCCCUUGGCCGGAGACCUCGGCCCAGCGGGCGAACCGGCACCAAGAGCGGCCUGCCUGUCCUCGGAACUGCUGAGGCGUUGGAGGCCGAGAGCAGGGUCAUCGUGAGGCCUGAAGUCUCUUACGCUUUUGACAGCUCCGCUCGCAGCCCCUCUGGAAACGUGCAGCCUAGGAGCAGCCAGUGGCUUGGGACUUGGGCUGGUGUGUGUCUGCGGAGCUUCUUGGGCUACCCCAUUUCCUAGCGGCCCCCACCUCCCCACUUCCCGCUCAGAGUUAGCGAUAAGGAUCUCCGCACUCUCCAUCCAUUUGUUUUUCGAUUUCCCGUUUUUCUGUUUCUUAUUUCACCAAUUCUGAUACACGCUAGUUUUUAAGGCUGGAGGUUCUUGAGCGCUUGCUGCCAAGGACUCCCCCACCCCCUCCCCCACUGAUGGAGUCCGAAAUGCUGCAGUCGCCUCUUCUGGGCCUGGGGGAGGAAGAUGAGGCUGAUCUUACAGACUGGAACCUACCUUUGGCUUUUAUGAAAAAGAGGCACUGUGAGAAAAUUGAAGGCUCCAAAUCCUUAGCUCAGAGCUGGAGGAUGAAGGAUCGGAUGAAGACAGUCAGUGUUGCCUUAGUUUUGUGCCUGAAUGUUGGUGUGGACCCUCCCGAUGUGGUGAAGACCACGCCCUGUGCGCGCUUGGAAUGCUGGAUCGAUCCUCUGUCGAUGGGUCCUCAGAAAGCUCUGGAAACCAUCGGUGCAAAUUUACAGAAGCAGUACGAGAACUGGCAGCCAAGGGCCCGGUACAAGCAGAGCCUUGACCCAACUGUGGAUGAAGUCAAGAAGCUCUGCACAUCCCUACGUCGCAAUGCCAAGGAGGAGCGAGUCCUCUUUCACUACAAUGGCCACGGGGUGCCCCGGCCCACAGUGAACGGGGAGGUCUGGGUCUUCAACAAGAACUACACGCAGUACAUCCCUCUGUCCAUCUAUGACCUGCAGACAUGGAUGGGCAGUCCGUCGAUCUUCGUCUAUGACUGCUCCAACGCUGGCUUGAUCGUCAAGUCCUUCAAGCAGUUCGCACUACAGCGGGAGCAGGAGCUGGAGGUAGCUGCAAUCAACCCAAAUCACCCUCUUGCUCAGAUGCCUUUGCCUCCGUCAAUGAAAAACUGCAUCCAGCUGGCAGCCUGCGAGGCCACCGAGCUGCUGCCCAUGAUCCCCGACCUCCCGGCUGACCUGUUCACCUCCUGCCUCACCACCCCCAUCAAGAUCGCCCUGCGCUGGUUUUGCAUGCAGAAAUGUGUCAGUCUGGUGCCUGGCGUCACACUGGAUUUGAUAGAAAAGAUCCCUGGCCGCCUGAACGACAGGAGGACGCCCCUGGGUGAGCUGAACUGGAUCUUCACAGCCAUCACAGACACCAUCGCAUGGAACGUGCUCCCUCGCGAUCUCUUCCAAAAGCUCUUCAGACAGGACUUACUGGUGGCUAGUCUGUUUCGAAAUUUUUUAUUGGCGGAAAGGAUUAUGAGGUCGUACAACUGCACUCCCGUCAGCAGCCCACGUCUGCCGCCCACGUACAUGCAUGCGAUGUGGCAAGCCUGGGACCUGGCUGUUGACAUCUGUCUGUCUCAGCUGCCGACGAUCAUCGAGGAAGGCACUGCGUUUCGGCACAGCCCGUUCUUCGCCGAGCAGCUGACCGCUUUCCAGGUGUGGCUCACCAUGGGCGUGGAGAACCGGAACCCACCGGAACAGCUGCCCAUCGUCCUGCAGGUGCUGUUAAGCCAAGUGCACCGGCUGAGAGCAUUGGACUUGCUUGGAAGAUUUUUGGACCUGGGUCCCUGGGCAGUGAGCCUGGCCUUGUCUGUCGGCAUCUUCCCCUACGUGCUGAAGCUGCUCCAGAGCUCAGCCCGAGAGCUGCGGCCACUUCUCGUUUUCAUCUGGGCCAAGAUCCUCGCAGUGGACAGCUCGUGCCAGGCGGACCUCGUGAAGGACAACGGCCACAAGUACUUCCUGUCAGUCCUGGCGGACCCCUACAUGCCAGCUGAACACAGGACCAUGACGGCUUUCAUUCUCGCCGUGAUCGUCAACAGCUAUAACACGGGGCAGGAAGCCUGCCUUCAGGGAAACCUCAUUGCCAUCUGCCUGGAGCAGCUCAACGACCCGCACCCCUUGCUGCGCCAGUGGGUGGCCAUCUGCCUCGGCAGGAUCUGGCAGAACUUCGACUCAGCGAGGUGGUGCGGCGUGAGGGACAGCGCUCAUGAGAAGCUCUACAGCCUCCUCUCCGACCCCAUUCCCGAGGUCCGCUGCGCGGCGGUCUUCGCCCUUGGCACGUUCGUGGGCAACUCUGCAGAGAGGACGGACCACUCCACCACCAUCGACCACAACGUGGCCAUGAUGCUGGCCCAGCUGGUCAGCGACGGGAGCCCCAUGGUCCGGAAGGAGCUGGUGGUGGCUCUGAGUCAUCUCGUGGUUCAGUAUGAAAGCAAUUUCUGCACCGUGGCCCUGCAGUUCAUAGAAGAGGAAAAGAACUACCCCUUGCCUUCUCCAGCGACCACAGAGGGAGGGAGUCUGACCCCAGUGCGAGACAGCCCGUGCACCCCCAGACUUCGUUCCGUGAGCUCCUAUGGAAACAUCCGUGCUGUCGCCACAGCCAGGAGCCUCAACAAAUCUUUGCAGAACCUGAGCUUGACAGAAGAAUCCGGCGGCGCAGUGGCGUUCUCCCCUGGAAACCUCAGCACCAGCAGCAGUGCCAGCAGUACCCUGGGCAGCCCCGAGAAUGAGGAGCACAUCCUGUCCUUCGAGACCAUCGACAAGAUGCGCCGUGCCAGCUCCUACUCCUCCCUCAACUCCCUCAUCGGAGUUUCCUUUAAUAGCGUUUACACUCAGAUUUGGAGAGUCCUGCUGCACCUGGCUGCUGACCCCUAUCCAGAGGUCUCAGACGUGGCCAUGAAAGUGCUCAACAGUAUCGCCUACAAGGCCACCGUGAAUGCCCGGCCGCAGCGCGUCCUGGACACCUCCUCCCUCACGCAGUCGGCCCCUGCCAGCCCCACCAACAAGGGUGUGCACAUCCACCAGGCGGGGGGCUCCCCUCCAGCGUCCAGCACCAGCAGCUCCAGCCUGACCAACGACGUAGCCAAGCAGCCGGUCAGCCGAGACCUGCCUUCUGGCCGGCCGGGCACCACAGGCCCCGCGGGGGCGCAGUACACCCCUCACUCCCACCAGUUCCCCCGGACACGGAAGAUGUUCGACAAGGGCCCAGAGCAGACUGCGGACGACGCAGACGAUGCUGCUGGACACAAAAGCUUCAUCUCCGCCACGGUGCAGACGGGGUUCUGCGACUGGAGCGCCCGCUAUUUCGCCCAGCCCGUCAUGAAGAUUCCAGAAGAGCACGACCUGGAGAGUCAGAUCCGCAAGGAGCGGGAGUGGCGGUUCCUGCGGAACAGCCGUGUCAGGAGGCAGGCCCAGCAAGUCAUCCAGAAGGGCAUUACGAGAUUGGACGACCAAAUAUUUCUGAACAGGAACCCCGGCGUCCCCUCUGUGGUGAAAUUCCACCCCUUCACGCCGUGCAUCGCCGUAGCCGACAAGGACAGCAUCUGCUUUUGGGACUGGGAGAAAGGGGAGAAACUGGACUAUUUCCACAACGGGAACCCUCGGUACACAAGGGUCACUGCCAUGGAGUAUCUGAACGGCCAGGACUGCUCACUCCUGCUGACGGCCACAGACGAUGGUGCCAUCAGAGUCUGGAAGAAUUUUGCCGAUUUGGAGAAGAACCCAGAGAUGGUGACCGCGUGGCAGGGGCUCUCGGACAUGCUGCCAACAACGCGAGGAGCCGGGAUGGUGGUGGACUGGGAGCAGGAGACCGGCCUCCUCAUGAGCUCGGGGGACGUGCGGAUCGUCCGGAUCUGGGACACAGACCGUGAGAUGAAGGUGCAGGACAUCCCCACGGGCGCAGACAGCUGCGUGACAAGUCUGUCCUGUGAUUCCCACCGCUCGCUCAUCGUAGCUGGCCUUGGUGAUGGCUCCAUCCGCGUCUACGACAGAAGGAUGGCGCUCAGCGAAUGCCGCGUCAUGACGUACCGGGAGCACACAGCCUGGGUGGUGAAGGCCUCCCUGCAGAAGCGCCCGGACGGCCACAUCGUGAGCGUGAGCGUCAACGGAGAUGUGCGCAUCUUCGAUCCCCGGAUGCCCGAGUCGGUGAAUGUGCUUCAGAUCGUGAAGGGGCUGACAGCCCUGGACAUCCACCCCCAGGCGGACCUGAUCGCGUGUGGCUCCGUCAAUCAAUUCACCGCCAUCUACAACGGGGGCGGCGAGCUGAUCAACAACAUCAAGUACUACGACGGCUUCAUGGGCCAGCGGGUCGGCGCCAUCAGCUGCCUGGCCUUCCACCCACACUGGCCUCACCUGGCCGUGGGAAGCAAUGACUACUACAUCUCCGUGUACUCGGUGGAGAAGCGCGUCAGAUAACGGCGUGACCCGGGCCCGCCAGGCCAUGGCCGCCUGCUGUACAUAGUGAAGCUGCCACUUGCCGGGGCGUGGGGUGUCGGCCGCUGCGGCCCCGCGGUGUGAACGUUGGCUGCUGCCUUAGCUGCUGGUGACGGCAGGAGGGCCCUGCUACUCGCUUUCGUCUGUCUGCGCUGUCGUGUCCGGAAUGUGAGGGGAGGGGAGGGCUGGGGUGACCACGGUGGCCUCCCACUGAGCACCAGCAUCCGGGUGCACCCCGCGGCCGCAGCGCCUCUGUCCCUCUCCUGUUCUGUGUUUCUCUGAGACGUUGAAAGGGGAAACACCUCAUUUUAUUUCCAUGUAAUCAGAGCAUUAGCUGCAGCAAAACCCCCAGACAGAGCCCUGGAGGAGAGGCAGGCGCUGGGGCUCCUACAGGUCCCUGGAGCAGCCGUCCCCAUCAGGCCAAGAGCGAGCGAGAGGUGCUGCCCCAGCCAGGCCCACCGCCUCUCACAGUCAGUGCACGCAAGCAGGGACAUUUCCUAGCCGGCUGGGGCACACUGGAAAUUCGGGAAACCAAGAGAGGGGAAGAAGGAGACGCCCCUCUAGCUGGCGGGUAUGAAGAAAGCCGCCCGGGGGGGCCGGGCUGUCCUUGGCCGCUGGCCGCAUCACUGAAAGGGAGGAGCGCAGCCCCUUCUCCACAGCCCACCCUCCCUGCACCUCCAGGUCUCUAGACUCUAGUUUUGGCCCCUCUCACGCAGAGCUGUCAGCAGGGGCCUCUGUGGCCACGCACAGGAGAGGCAGGUCCUUGGCAGUGUAGCCCCUGCCUUAAUCCACAGGGCCCCUUUCCUUCCGAAGGGCUGCUCUUCCCCGGCCUGUGGUCUCCGUGCCUGUGCCCGCACACGGGUGUAGCACACGCAUGUGCGGGCACCACGGCUGGCACCCGGGGCACACAUGCAGGCGGCGUGGUCUCCGUGCUCUGUCCGCACACGUUCAUCACACACAGGUGAGAGGCACUGCCGGGUCCUAGACAGCUCUGGGUGACACCAGCCCCAUCUCCAGCCCUGAGUCACCCAUGCUGAUGCGACCUUGGCUUGCAGCUGGGCCUGUGGUGCAGACAGGAGCUGUGUGGACAGUCCCGCCCAGGAGGGGCCUCGGGGCGUGUGUGAGCAGUUUUGCAAACAGAACACAACCACAAUGAUGGUAUUUUGAAAAGCAUUUUUUCGAUGUUCGUCGGGAAUCAGGAUCAUGGAGAGGUGGAGGAGCCAAGUGGCUUCACUGUGGCACUAAGAGGCCCAUGACCAUGGGAGUGAGAGCGGGCACGGCGAGGCCCAGCUCCCCUGUGGUGUGACUGGCGUCCUGCCCUGGCCAAGAGCAUCUUCUGGGUGGAUGGAACCCUGCCUGGCUGCGUUUGGUCAGAGAAACACGUGGUCUUCGGGGGCCGAGCUGGAGUCUAAGCCGGGGCUGGCCGGGACGUGACAAGGUGGGACAGAGGCGGCCCCUCCGCUGCUCUUGAUUGGAAUGCGAGCUCCCACCAGAAGGAGGUUCUGGCAGGAAUCCCAUCCCCACAUCUGGGCCGAGCGGGCAGACCAGGUCCGGAAGGUGUAGAGAGCCCCGACCCCCACAAGUCCCGGCCUCAGCUCACAAGGCAUGCCAGGCGGCAACACCAGAAUCUUCCAGAAGCCCAGCUCCACCCGCACACACAGCUUCCCAUCCAGUCCAACUCGAUUCUUACCUAACACGCGUUUCUGUUUGUUUUGAGACAAAACCACCACCUGUCAAAAGGCAGGUGGCUCCGGAGGGGGCAAGACCCUCCUGCCCCCGCUCCGCCCUGGAGCCGCCCCCAUGGGCUCCGCGUGCCACCUGCACGUGAGCUGUCUUCACAGGUCUGAUGCGAAAAUUCAAUCACGACGUUAACCAGGGCUCGAGAGAGUGCCGGCCUAAAGGCUCCUUAUCUCUAUUUAUUUUACCAAAUGCGAAUUGAGAAAGACUUUGACAAAACACAAAAUGGCAAUGUGAAGCUACGAGCAGGACAAACAGUAAACAACACGCGCAGAC